Xyrichtys novacula (pearly razorfish) is the source of this 2361-nucleotide messenger RNA. The record is from the annotation of a GenBank genome assembly. NCBI's taxonomy places the organism in Eukaryota, Metazoa, Chordata, Actinopteri, Labriformes, Labridae.
AUGAACACGGAAAAGGAUUUUUCCCCUCUGACUCCUAACAUAGUCCGGGCUUUAAAUGACAAACUGUACGAGAAGAGGAAAGUGGCGGCUCUGGAAAUCGAGAAGCUGGUUCGGGAGUUUGUGGCUCAGAACAAUUCUACUCAGAUCAGGCAUGUGAUUCAGAUCCUGGCUUCAGAGUUUGCGCUUUCUCAGCAUCCCCACAGCCGGAAAGGGGGUCUCAUCGGACUGGCAGCUUGUUCCAUCGCCCUCGGUAAAGACUCAGGUCUGUAUCUGAAGGAGCUGAUCGAGCCUGUACUCACGUGUUUUAAUGACUCAGACAGCCGCUUGCGCUAUUAUGCAUGUGAGGCCCUCUAUAAUAUCGUCAAAGUGGCCAGAGGAGCAGUGCUGCCUCACUUCAACUUGCUGUUUGAUGGUCUCAGUAAGCUUGCUGCAGAUCCAGACCCCAAUGUCAAGAGCGGAUCUGAGCUCCUGGACAGACUGCUGAAAGACAUUGUGACUGAAAGUAACAAGUUUGACUUGGUGGCAUUUGUCCCCUUACUCAGAGAGAGGAUCUACUCCAAUAAUCAAUAUGCCCGUCAGUUCAUUAUUUCCUGGAUCCACGUUCUUGAGUCUGUGCCGGACAUCAACCUGCUGGACUACCUCCCUGAGAUCCUGGACGGGCUCUUCCAGAUCCUGGGAGACAACAGCAAGGAGAUUCGCAAGACUUGUGAGGUGGUGCUGGGAGAGUUCUUGAAAGAAAUCAAGAAAACACCCUCCAGUGUGAAGUUUGCGGAGAUGGCCAACAUUCUUGUCAUCCAUUGCCAAGUAGCAGAUGAAACCAAACUCCCAAACGACCUGAUCCAGCUGACAGCCAUGACCUGGAUGAGAGAGUUUAUUCAGCUCGCAGGCAGAGCGGUGCUCCCUUACUCCUCGGGCAUCCUCACCGCUGUGCUGCCUUGCCUUUCCUAUGAUGACAGAAAGAAAAAUACAAAAGAAGCAGCCAGUGCCUGUAAUCACAGUCUUAUGAAGCUGGUGACACCCGAGGACGAUGAGGAUGAGGAGGAAGAGAAAAGCGGAGGUGCCGGGUCACCGACGAAGGAUGACAGCCAGCAAAAGACGGAGGCAGACAGUAAUGAUAUGCUGAAUGCAUCACAAGAAUCAGUUGGUUUUAGUAACAUCAGCUUCUUCACCCCAGCAAGUGCUGACAGGCCUCAGGUGACUCUUGACCUGGAUGGUAUUGUCCAGGUGCUGGACCGGCAUCUCCACGACUCCUCCACUGGUAUGAUGACCCGCAUAGCUGUGCUCAAAUGGCUCUACCACCUCUACAUCAAAACACCUCGCAAAAUGUUCCGCCACACAGACAGCCUGUUCCCCAUGCUGUUGAAAACACUGUCUGACGAGUCCGAUGAAGUGAUACUCAAAGACCUGGAGGUGUUAGCUGAGAUAGCAUCAUCUCCCGCCGGCCAAACAGACCAAGUCGGCUCCUGCGACAGCACUGAUAACAAACUGGAGUUGAAGGUCCCAGAGAGUGCCAAGCCAGGACAGCAGCCCAAGACAGCAGACUCCUCCCCUUCCACUCCCAGUAUGAACUCCUAUUUUUACAAGUUCAUGAUCAACCUCCUGAAACGCUUCAGUCUGGAGAGGAAGCUUCUGGAGAACAGAGGAGCGUUCAUCAUCCGACAGCUCUGCCUGUUGCUUCAUGCAGAGAACAUCUUCCACUCCAUGGCUGACAUCUUGCUGAAGGAAGAAGAUCUCAAAUUUGCUUCAACAAUGGUUCAGACACUCAACACCAUCCUGCUCACCUCGGCGGAGCUUUUCCAGCUACGCAACCAGCUGAAGGACCUGCGCACCCAGGAGAGCUGUGUGUUGUUUUGCUGCCUGUAUCGCUCAUGGUGCCACAACCCUGUGGCCACCGUGUCGCUGUGUUUCCUCACCCAGAACUACAAACACGCCUAUGAUCUCAUCCAGAAGUUUGGAGAUCUGGAGGUGACUGUAGAUUUCUUAAUAGAGGUUGACAAGCUUGUGCAGCUCAUCGAAAGCCCGAUAUUCACUUACCUGCGCCUGCAGCUCCUGGAUGUGGAGAACAACCCUUACCUGAUAAAGGCGCUGUAUGGCCUGCUCAUGCUGCUGCCUCAGAGCCAGGCCUUCCAGCUCCUCUCUCAUCGCCUGCGGUGUGUCCCAAACCCGGAGCUCAUGAGGACUCUGGAUGAGUCCAAGUAUAUGGACUCUAAACAUCAAGUGGUCUCCAAGCGUGCCUCUCACAGUCAGAUAGAUUAUAAUGAGCUGCUCCAGCAUUUUGACCUUGUUCAGAGCAAACACCUGGAGGUGAGACAUCAACGGUCUGGACGGGCCUCUGAUCACCCAGACAGAAAGCUGUUGUAA